Molecule: messenger RNA, 1683 nt
Organism: Tarenaya hassleriana
Lineage: Eukaryota; Viridiplantae; Streptophyta; Magnoliopsida; Brassicales; Cleomaceae
Product: zinc finger CCCH domain-containing protein 6
Exons: 4
Coding region: 328-1527 (399 amino acids)
Molecular function (GO): metal ion binding
Source: RefSeq, a predicted model, not a curated record
AUCUGAGAAACGACAUAAUGGUGACUUUCUCUUCUGCCAGAGGAUCUAGGGCUUCUUCGAUGCGGUUGCGAUAAUCUCUUCUGAUUCGUCGAUGAUUUCGAUCUAUGGAUUUGUAAACCGAUCGUCUUCUCUGUUGAUUUCUUCCUUGUUCGAUUACCCGGAGGUUUCGAGAAACUAGGGUUUCUCCAGGACUUGGUUGCGGGAUUUGGUUCAAUCUGCGGUGUUUUUGUCUUUUGAAAAAGUUCGUGGGUUUAAUGAAAUUGGACCUCUCGAAUCAAUUUUCUGGGAAAAAAAUUUAUCUUUUGAGCGAAUUGAUCUGUGAAAACUAUGAGGGCACUGCACAAAUCCAAAAGGGUAUCGUGGCCUCCAGAUUUUAAGCUUUGUCAGGUACGUCUGUUCCUAUCAGAGGAUUCACCUUCACAAGUUGGAUCAGGUGCCCAAGACCAUCUUCAAGCAAAAUCUCCAUUGCCUUCACAUCCAAGUGAUGAAAAUCUCCCACCCGGCUUUGGCGGAUCUCAUUCUGCAGACCAGUCACAAAUUAAUCUUUCAGACAUCCCCAUGGUACAGUGGAAAUGCUCUGUCCGGAUUUUGCUAGAUGCGGACUGGAGAGUGGUUGUGGGGGACGAGAGUGAAGAAGUGGAGGCCCAAAACCAGAGGGAAAUUAGGGUUCUUGAAGCAUUCUAUCCAUGUGCAUCUGCUAUUCCUCCAAACCCUUCAAUUUCAGAUGAUGUUGAGAACUCACAUUACGAUGAUCAGCUUACUACUAUUGUGCCCAUCUUACCCGUAGAAGACGAUGACGUAACAGUGGAUGCACCAUCUGAUUUCUCAGACCAAUUCAGUGUGGCUGUGGGAACACAGCAACCAUUGGAAACCAACGAGAAUGCUUCACCUGCUCCAACGCUUCCUACCGGGUCGGAAAUAAUGGCUGCAUUAUCUGAAAUUUCAAGAAUCAAAGAACAAGGCCACAUGAUUGACCAAGAUCUGCUUCUUAAAAUCUUAAGCAAUCCCAAGUUGGUUGAGAAUCUCGUUGCAAGUUGUGGCUCGGGUUCAGUCUCUUCAUCGAAUGAAGCCAAUGGAGUAGAACCCACGAUACCCGCUAACUCAAAUGAACGUGUUUACCUUCAUCCAAACGGAAUCGAUGUUGCCUCAGCUGGGUACCCACCAAAUCCACCGAACCAUCCCAAUUAUGGAGCUACACAAGCGAGAGAUCCGAGUUAUUACAAGAACUUGAUCCACCAACAUGGAGGGGAGAGACAAGAGCCACUGCCAGUUCAACAUUCUGCUUACGGUUACAACACCCACACCGGAGGGGGGAACCAUGAGAUGGUAAACAACAGUAACCCGAGGCCGAAACACAAGAUAAUGAAGCCUUGCAUUUACUUCAACAGUUCACGAGGUUGUCGCCAUGGAGCCAAUUGUGCUUACCAACAUGACACGGCUGCUUACCAGCCGAGAACUCAGAAUAACGGUAAUGGCAACCCAUAUGAGUCAAUCAACGCUAAAAGAAUGAGAUUCGACAGAAGCUGAGGCGGUUAAGCUUAAGCCAGAGAGCUGCUGAAGCAGCAGAGCAAUUUUCUCAAGUCUUUUUUUGCUUGUUCUCACUGCAAUAUCUUUGUUUUCUAUACCCUUUUGGAUUCUCUACUUCGUUAUUCAAAGAUCUAUCAAUGUAGAAUUCAUCAUCCA